CUGCACCGUUCAGCAGUGGGCCAAGCAGCAGCAGCGGUAGGGCUGAGCCAAGCUUGUCAGCUACGUCCCAGCCAUCCACGGGCCUCCCGUCCCCUGUUCCCUGGUCCACUGCUGGCACUAUGAGUGUUGGGCGGGGCACUGUGACGGUUCUCACCACUACCAACCUCAAGCAGGAGCAUUCCACACCACAUUUUGUGUCCACGUCAUCUUCCGCAGCCAGCCCGUUUCCUUCUAGAGCUGUGGCCUCUGCUGCUAGCCCUUCCACGACUCGUACAGGCUUAGGUGAAAGUCCCACCAUCGGCCUGGUGAGCGGCACCACGUCUGACGCACGUGACAAGACUUCCUUUUCCCUUGGUCUUACAUCUGUUUCAGCUGCUUCCGUUGUCACGGUGGCAGUUGGAGAUGGGAGCAUGCAGACUACUAUCUACAUGGCUAAAUUUAGUCCACCUGCAUCUGUUCAUCCACCGUUGUCUGGAUCAUGUACUCCUGUCACUCUCUCUACACGGCUGGAGAAUGUGACAAGCACAACGAUACAGUUCAGCUGGAAACCUCAAGGUGGCACAAGAGACAGUCCUUAUCGCGUGCGUCUGUGGGAGGGAUACAGAGAGAUGGAGAACAGGAACAUAAAUGAAACCAGCAUUGCAUUUGGAAACCUGCUUUCUGAUCACGAAUACAAAAUAUCUGUGGAUGUUUUAACUUGCUCUAUGAAUAUCAGUACCUCGAUGACAGUUCGGACAGCUGCUAAAGUCUUAAAUGGAACCACUAGGAUUACUAAUGAAGAUUUCAUACCUGAAUAUGAGAACAAAUCAAGUAAAGCAUUUAAGGACUUCAAAACUCGCUUCAUUAUGGAGAUAAAAGAACAUCUGCCAACGGAGAUCCUAAAACUAAUAGUGGAAGGAAAAAUGCGUAUUGUAAUUAAUAGCAUCAGGAAUGGAAGUGUGAUUGUGUUCUUCAACAUUGUGUUGAAUGUAGGAGAAAACAUAACAGUGACAGAGAUUUCAGAUGCUUUUACGAAGUCCCUUAACAUGAGUACAGUAUUGAAAGCUGAUCUUAAAAGGACUGUUAUAGAAGCAAGGAAUAGUUGUCAGCCAGGAUUAAAUGAUUGUUCGCAACAUGCUACCUGCACUGCUGAAGGAGCAAGUUAUUCCUGUCAAUGCAACAAAGGAUUCACAGAUAACAGUCCACAAGUUCCAGGGAGAGUGUGUCAACAAAAGCAGAAUCCACCUUCACAACAGAUGACUACAGUCCCUCCAAAAAGUGCUACAGGUAGAUUUACAGGAUCCACAGCUAAUUCCAUUUUUGCUACCCCAUUUGCAUCAGGAGCUUGCAUGCCAGUGUCCAUAAACGUUGAGAAUGUGACUGGGGAAGCAAUACAAUUCAGCUGGACCACAGAGGGUGGCAAGAGAGGCAUUCUCUACACCAUCUCCCUCGUGGAUGGAAACCAAGAGAGAAAUAAAACCACCAAUGAGACAACAACUAUAUUCAAACAUCUGCUUCCUGGUCAUGUAUAUACAAUAUCUGUAAAAGUAUUAUCUUGUGCUGAGAAUAGCAGGACUUCAGUGAGUGUCCGAACAGAUCCGAUUUCCUGUUUCAACAGAACUGGGUUUUGCUUACCACAGAAUCAUGGCUGUCCUGACUUAAAAUAUGUUAUAUGCUCAAAUUACCAAGUAUUUGCGUGCAGUGCUUUGUUAAAAAGCCAGACAUUUAAUCAUACACUUUAUGACUCUGACAGUGAAGACUACAAAGCAAUGUCUGAAAGUAUCAAAACAGAAAUUGUUAGAGAAAUGCGCAUCAAACUUAAAGAUGACCACUUUGAUAUCGUGAUGGUUGGAUUCAGACCUGGGAGUGUGAUUGCUUAUUUUAUUUCUCUACUGCAAAACCAAGAGCCCAUUGGUGUGAACGUUGUGCAGGAAUACCUAAGUCAAAUAUUAAAGAGAAAGUUUGGUGACCAAGUUGAAGUAACUGUACAAUCUCUGUCUUCUCAGUCAUCAGCUGAAAAAAGUUCCUCCUGGAAAGUGGCAGUGAUUGUCCUUGGAGUUUUACUUGGAAUUGCAUUAGUGGUAAUUUUUCUGGUAAUAUCAGUUUAUAUUUGGAUGAAGAAAAGAUCGGGUAAAUACCUAGUUGAACCUAAAGAACUCCUAGGAAAUUUUGUCUACAAGCACUUGUAAUAUAAGCCACCAGUUUGACUUACA
Messenger RNA from Cygnus olor (mute swan), 2192 nucleotides. RefSeq lists its product as uncharacterized. Gene Ontology annotation, molecular function: protein binding. The transcript is spliced from 11 exons. The coding region runs from base 120 to 2168 and encodes 682 amino acids. The record is from RefSeq and is a predicted model, not a curated record. Lineage: Eukaryota; Metazoa; Chordata; Aves; Anseriformes; Anatidae.